UGGAUAUUAUACUCGUGAUGUUUUUACGAUCAUACAGAACUAAGCUUAAACUUUAAAUACCAAUAAUUUCGAUCUAUUUAACAUGUACUUACAACAUCAAUUAUCAAUAGUACUUAUUGUGAGUACAAUUCAAUAUACGUCCUCAAAUUGUGGGUGUAGUACAAAUAGAAAUGGUCAAUGCAAAGAUGAUUUUGAUCCAAGCCACAAGUAUUUAAAAGACUCAAAUGAAAUUAGAGACAAUAAUGAAAAUGAAAUGCUUAAUACGUCCCAUAUGGUGCUAAUAGAAAGUACAAUUUUUGAAAUGGGAACCAAUAAACCUGUUUUUGAGGCAGAUAAUGAAGGCCCACUUCGUAAUGUGACUGUAAAUACAUUUUACCUUGAUAAAUAUGAAAUAUCGAACCAACAAUUUUAUAAUUUUGUUAAGAAAACAGGGUAUAAAACAGAGGCUGAAGUUUUUGGAGAUAGUUUUUUAUUUGAAAUGUGCCUUCCUGAAAAAGAACGAAAAAAAUAUGAAGAUAUCAGAGCUGCUCAAGCCCCCUGGUGGAUAAAAAUGAAUGGAGUGUCUUGGAAACACCCUGAAGGACCAGAUUCUACAAUUGAAGGUAAAAUGAAUCAUCCAGUGAUUCAUGUCUCCUGGAAUGAUGCUGUUAAAUAUUGUGAAUAUGUGGGAAAAAGGUUGCCUACAGAAGCUGAAUGGGAACUGGCCUGUAGAGGGGGAUUGAAACAAAAAUUGUAUCCUUGGGGAAACAAACUACAUCCAAAAGGACAGCAUUGGGCCAACAUUUGGCAAGGAGAGUUUCCUCAUACUAAUACUGCUGAAGAUGGUUUUGUAUUUACUAGCCCUGUGGACUCUUUUCCUGCAAACAAGUUUGGGCUUUAUAAUAUGGCUGGAAAUGUUUGGGAAUGGACACAAGAUAAUUGGAAAAAUGAGCCUGAUACAAAGGUCAAGAAAGGAGGAUCGUAUUUGUGCCACGAGUCAUAUUGUUGGCGGUACAGAUGCGCCGCCCGUUCAUCUAAUACAAAAGAUAGUUCUGCCUCGAAUUUAGGAUUUCGGUGUGCGGCUGACAAAAUAUAGAUCAAUUACAGUUCGUAUCUACUUAAUAUUGAAAGUUUAAAAAAAAAUUGGUAUUAAAUUGAUUAUAUGCUGACCAUACUGAAUUAAUUGACUGACUAGUUCUUGUCUUUUUUCUAGUGUGGAUGUGUCUAUGUUGUAGGUGUUGUUUUAUCUUGAGCGUAAUCUGAUGUCCUACGAGGGAGAUAAAACGCAUUUCUUUUCACGCGGCCUUUUCACAUUUUGUUUUUAUUUUAAUUAUCUAUAGAUGUUUUUUGUGAAAUACAUUGAGGCUAGCUGUGACUGCCGAAUCCACAACAACUAUGUUUUGUUUGGGAUGAGAUAUUGGUUUAUCUUUAAUUAAAAAGGGAUUGAACAUAUGUAUUAUUUCAAAGUUUCCCCGUUUAGGAUCUCUUGAGGACAUCGUUGUCGUCCAUAGUCUCAAAUUAUUCCUGAAAAUAAUACAUGGUCGUAUAAAUAAAAAACUGGAAGAAGGAAUGAUAGUCAGUUUGGGUUCAGAACCGGACUAGGAAUCAGAGAAGCGUUAUUUGCUUUUAAUGUGUUAGCUCAAAGAUGCAUGGAUAUGAAUGUUGAUGUGCAUGUUUGUUACGUUGAUGUUGAAAAAGCAUUUGACAAAGUAAGACAUGAAAAAUUAGUCCAAGUUCUAAAGACAAAAAACAUUGACCACAGGGACUUCGGAUAAUAACAAACCUCUACUGGAAUCAAAGAGCACAAAUCGUAAUAGAUAACGAACUUACUUACUUACUCCGUGGCGUUACAACCCCUCGUGGGUUUUAGCCGACUCGACAACAUGCCUCCACUGUUUUCUGUCUUGAGCAAACGAACGAUAGAUAACGAAAUAGAUAACGAACCCAGUCCAGAAAUUGAAAUCAGGAGAGGAGAUAGGCAGGGAUGUAUUAUGUCCCCAUUACUAUUUAAUGUAUACAGUAAAACCAUUUUUGAAGAAGCAUUACUAUCUCAAAGUGAAGGAAUAAUAAUUAACGGAAUAAUUAAGAUCUAUAAACAACAUAAGAUAUGUAGAUGACACCGUAAUUAUGGCAAGCUCUGUUAAACAACUCUAAUUACUUCUAAACGAAACAAACAGUUUAUGUGAAAAAUAUGGACUAAAAAUGAAUAUAAAAAAGACCAAAAACAUUAUAAUACAUGUACAACAAACAUACAUUUGGGAAAUGUACCGAUAAAAAGGGUUGAUUAAUACAAAUACCUAGGAACCUGGAUUUCAGACAAUAAUGAUCAAACAACCGAAAUAAGAGCUAGGAUACAAAUAGCAAGAAAUGCGUAAAAAUGAAAACAAUUCUCUGCAACAAAGAUCUUAGAUUAGAACUGAGAGUAAGAGCACUGAGAUGCUACAUGUUUUCGAUACUGCAAUAUGGACUUGAAAGCUGGACAUUGAAGCAAGAACACAUAAAUAAGUUACAGUCCUUUG
Diabrotica balteata is the source of this 2498-nucleotide messenger RNA. The record is from the annotation of a GenBank genome assembly. NCBI's taxonomy places the organism in Eukaryota, Metazoa, Arthropoda, Insecta, Coleoptera, Chrysomelidae.